This is a messenger RNA of Oncorhynchus keta (chum salmon), 4018 nucleotides long. It is a transcript of the gene usp8, whose product is annotated as ubiquitin specific peptidase 8. Gene Ontology annotation, molecular function: cysteine-type deubiquitinase activity. Gene Ontology annotation, cellular component: extrinsic component of plasma membrane; dendritic spine; extrinsic component of endosome membrane. Lineage: Eukaryota; Metazoa; Chordata; Actinopteri; Salmoniformes; Salmonidae. Gene Ontology annotation, biological process: protein K63-linked deubiquitination; endosome organization; Ras protein signal transduction. The record is from RefSeq and is a predicted model, not a curated record. Bases 167 to 2275 code for a protein of 702 amino acids. The transcript is spliced from 10 exons.
UGUUUUCUGUUGAGCAGUGAACUUCAGCUACCCGUCACUGGAGGAGCCCAAACCUCCAACCCCUCCUCCCCCCGAGCCGGACCCUGAACCCCAGGCUCCCCCUGCCUCCCUGGGUAGUGUACAGGUGAACGGUGCCCCCCUGGAGGAUCUGACCCCCUCCACAUGGAUGGAGGCUGACGCCACAGACUCACCCCACACAGGGUUCACUCACCCUGGAGUAGACCACAGCAAGAAGGACCCUGGAGCCGGUCCAGGGACCCCCAGCCAGCCUGGAGGGACAGCCAAGCACAUCCCACAGAUCGACCGUACCAAGAAGCCAUCAGUCAGAGUCUCAGACGGGUCUAAACCCCCCCUGGAUGCCCUCCCCAGGGACCUGCCCCCCUCCUCCCAGAAUGGCCCGUCUGUACCCCAACCCAACCGCUCGGUCAAACCGGCCUUUGACCCGGCGGUGCCGCUGACGGACGAGGAACGAGGUCAGAUCCACACAGAGACGGCGGCUCUGAUGGAGAAGGCCCGGAGAGAGCAGGAACAACGCAAACAGGAACGCCGCACCGAGGAGGAGUGGAGAGAGAGGGAACGCCGGGAGAAGGAAAAUGAGGAGAUGGAGAGGAGGAAAGAGGAAGAGAACAGGACUCAGGAGAGGAAGAGGUUGGAGAGACACAAGGCAGAGGAGGAGAAGGAGAACGGGGUUAGGGAAGAGCGAGAGAAGAGGGGGAAGGAGCAGAGGGAGGAUACGCCGACCAACGGUGAUUCUCUGGACUCGCCGGCUCCCAACCGUAUCGUCACGGAGAUUAAGCGGGAGCUCCUAACCAGAGCCAGAAGUGAAGAGAUGGGGAGGAGUGUACCAGGCCUGCCUGUUGGCUGGAUGAAGUUCUUGGAUACGGUAACCGGUACCUACCGUUACUACCAUUCCCCAACCAACCGGGUGCACCGCUACCCCCCUGAGGUCAGCGUGCCCCAGACGCCCCCCUCCACCCCUCCUACGGCCAAACAGAAGCAGCCUCGCCCCGCUGAGCCAGACCAGACCAUGGAACGUGACCAGGAGCAGUCCAAACUGAAACGUUCCUAUUCUUCUCCAGACAUCAGCCAGGACCUGAGGGAGGAGGGGCUAAAGAAGGUUACCGCCCCUAUAACUGCAGCCACGCGCCCAACCUUUAACAGGGAGACCAAACCGUCCACUGCUAGCGUCUACACCAAGGUGGAGAUCGCCCGUCCAUCCGCGGCUAAGAUCCGCAACCUGAACCCUGUGUUCGGCGGUCUGGGCGCCUCACUCACCGGCCUGCGUAACCUCGGUAACACCUGCUACAUGAACUCCAUCCUGCAGUGUCUCUGCAACACCCCGGCCAUGGUCGACUACUUCAACAAGAACCUCUAUCAGGAGGAUAUCAACAGGGCAAAUAUCCUGGGUCACCGAGGCGAGGUGGCAGAGGAGUUUGGUGUGAUCAUGAAGGCUCUGUGGUCAGGCCUGUAUAAGUGUAUCAGCCCCCGUGACUUUAAGGUCACUAUAGGGAAGAUCAAUGAAUCCUUCUCUGGCCAGGAACAACAGGACUCCCAGGAGCUGCUGCUCUUCCUUAUGGACGGACUCCACGAGGACCUCAACAAGGCUGCUAACCGUAAGGGUUACAUAGAGGAGGAGAAUGACGAUCUGGACGACCAGCGGGCUGCUGACCAGGCCUGGACCAAACACAAGCUGCUCAACGAGUCUGUCAUCGUAGCGCUGUUCCAGGGUCAGUUUAAGAGCACAGUUCAGUGUCUCACCUGCCACAGGAAGUCCCGCACCUUCGAGACCUUUAUGUACCUGACCCUGCCUCUGGCCUCCACCAACAAGUGUUCCCUGCAGGACUGUCUGAAGUUGUUUUCUAAGGAGGAGAAGAUGACCGACCAGAACAAGGUGUUCUGUCGACACUGUAAAGCUCUCAGAGACUCCGUCAAGAAACUGGAGAUCUGGAAGGUUCCGCCCAUCAUACUGGUUCACCUUAAACGGUUCUCGUACGAGGGCCGUUGGAAGCAGAAGCUGCAGACCACAGUAGACUUCCCUCUGGAGAACCUGGACCUCAGUCAGUAUGUCAUCGGACCCAGACUCGGCCUCAAGAGAUACAACCUGUUUGGAGUGUCUAACCAUUAUGGAGGUCUGGAUGGGGGUCACUACACAGCCUACUGUAAGAACGCCAUGAAACAGCGCUGGUACAAGUUUGACGACCACGAGGUCUCCGAAAUCUCCACCUCCACCGUCAAGUCCUCCGCAGCGUACAUCUUCUUCUUCUCCUCUCUGUGAGAGUCAGAGCUGCAACACUGCCAGGAGCUAUGAGGCGACAUAAAGGCUACAUAAAGGCUACAUAAAAGCUAGCUAACAUGCAAGCUGCUUUGACUCAGCUUCCUCUGCUGUGGGGGAGAAAGGAACUGAACUGGCCAUGUUUUUGUUAACUGAACUGAACUGCCAGGGGCCAUACUUGUGAACUUUUGCUUAGAGCAUGGUUUAAACCAUUAGUCUAAAAUGGCUGCUAUCUGUUUCUCUCAGGCCAACUUGGCCAAAUUAGCCACAACGCUAAUUAGCCACCACGCUGAGGAAGGCCAGCUAAGUAGAUGAUUAUAUCCGAAUAAACAAAUCAACCUAUCAGAUAACUUAGAGCCACCAUCCAAUCACAUUUGUUCAUGAGGUAAAUUGGCUUCCAACUGAUUGGUCUGAGUGGAGUUUCCCCAAGAUCUGUUUUGCAUGAUGCUUCCUUGACUAGGCAAGUGGCAUCAUAAAAAAAAUUACGGUUUUCGCAUAUAUGAUGAAGUUCUGUGUUGUUUCUUAUCCAUUUAACACACAUCCAUGUACUUUUCAAUUACAAACGUAGGAGGAUUAUAUUAUAACAUGUUUGUUAUUCAUACAUUGUCAAAGUGAUUUAUUUUUAAGGAGGAAAAUCAUGGUCUAAGCAGAAGUUCACAAGUAUGUCCAUGCAAGGUUUGUAGGUGUUGGAUAACUGAACUGGCUAGGUUUGGUGGUUUUGGUAGACUGAACUGGUUAGGUUUGGUGGUUUUGGUAGACUGAACUGACAGGUUGAAAUGUGGAUGUGUGGAAAGAGAGGGACACACUGUAGCAUGGUAGAAGGGUGGGUUAGUGACUGGGUGGGUGGAAAGACAGGGACACACUAGUGUGGUAGAAGGGUGGGUUAGUGACUGGGUGUGUGCAGGAAAGGGAGAGACGCAGGCACUCCGAUGCUUCAACUCAUAGAGGACUCAACAGCUGUUAAAACACAACGUCUAUUCAUAUUAAACCAGAGAGCAGGGAGAGGGUUCCCUGUUCUAAUCACCUCAGCUUAAAACCCUGUUCUUAACACAGCAACGUUGUCAUUCUGCUAGUUCUGGGUUUCAGUUGAAUCUGUGUGGAGUGGACAGACUUUUGUUCGUAUACACAGACCUGAUACACAGACCUGAUACACAGACCUGAUACACAGACCUUAUUUAAGCUUCCAUGUACUGUGAAUCUUCUAGUGAAGAGUAUAGGGACGUUUAGUUAGGAAGACUGACGUUUAGUUAGGAAGGCUGACGUUUAGUUAAGAAGACUGACGUACAGGGACGUUUAGUGUGACGUACAGGGACGUUUAGUGUGACGUACAGGGACGUUUAGUGUGACGUACAGGGACGUUUAGUGUGACGUUCAGGGACGUUUAGUGUGACGUACACGGCCUUCGAAAAGUUUUCAGACCCCUUGACUUUUUCCACAUUUUAUUACGUUACAGCCAAUGUAUUGAAUUGUUUUUUCUCCUCAUUAAUCUACACACAAUAACCCAUAAUGACAUCACAAUAACCCAUAAUGACAUCACAAUACCCUAUAAUGACAUCACAAUAACCCAUAAUGACAUCACAAUACCCCAUAAUGACAUCACAAUAACCCAUAAUGACAUCACAAUAACCCAUAAUGACAUCACAAUAACCCAUAAUGACAUCACAAUAACCCAUAAUGACAAAGCAAAAACAGGUUUUUGUAAAUGUUUGCUAAUUUAUUCAAAAUAAAUAAGUAUUUACAUAAGUA